Molecule: messenger RNA, 519 nt
Organism: Aspergillus tanneri
Lineage: Eukaryota; Fungi; Ascomycota; Eurotiomycetes; Eurotiales; Aspergillaceae
Exons: 1
Coding region: 1-519 (172 amino acids)
Source: RefSeq, a predicted model, not a curated record
AUGCCCCCCAUUGCCCUGGACUCCGAUCGACUUGAUCGACUCGAUCGACCAGAUCAAAAUCUAUCCACCCUCCUCAAAGUCAUCCGCAGCAAACAGGCUUUCGCCAGCGGCGCCGUCUCGCUGGUCUCGCUGCCGGCGGGUUCCCUCUUCGCACGCAUCACAGGCACCACGCCAGCUAAGAAAGCCUACACCUCCGUACAAACCAGCCGCGACCGACACAUCGAGCUGAAUUCGGACCUGGUGUUCUGCAACCAUUCAUGCGCGCCAACGCUGAACUUCGACAUGCAUAAGAUGGAGGUGCGCGUGGUGGACGACCGGGCCUUGAACGCGGGAGAUCCGUUGACCUUCUUCUAUCCCAGCAGCGAGUGGGAAAUGGAUCAGGCGUUUAACUGUUUCUGUGGGGCGAGUUGUUGCAAAGGGAAGAUCCAGGGGGCAAAGUAUAUGACGAGAGAGGAGUUGAGGGGGUAUUGGUUAAACCCGCAUAUUGAGGAGAUGGUGAAGGAGAGGAAUGGUAAUUGA